AUGGACAAUCCCUUAUUUCAGUCUCUGCUACAGCUGCUGAGGUCAAAAAUGUUCGAUGAAUUUUCUACGACGCUGGAACACCUCUUCAGCCAGUACAACAUCCCCGGAGACAAUGAGAUGAAACUAAAAUUAUUUGCAUCUCUGAGAUGCCUCAGGCAAGACUUGGCGCAAAUGUUCCAAAUGUCAAGAUCAACGAAGCAGACUGACCUCCGGGUGGAUGUUAUAAAUAACAGCAGGAUGGGAUUUCUAACAACUGGCGAAGAAGAUUGUCCUUGGACUCUCCAGUUCUAUACGAGCUCAGCUGAUAUAAAGAAACCAUCAAAUUCACAGAUGGAGGAUGUCCAGGCAGGCCAGGUGGCUGUGGGUCUCCGGGACCAGCUUCACAAGCUUCAAAUGACUUCUGUGAUCCCACAGCCUCCACAGCUGGAUCCCACAGGUUGGCCCAUGUUGCUUCCUGUGGAUGAGGUGCCGUUUGAGAAGUUACCUGCCUGUUUCCUGCUCAGAUUGCAGCCGGUGAUGCCAAUGACGGCGUCUUUUCUCAACAAGCUCAACCAAAUUACAGAUGUUUCCAGAUCAGAUGUUGACCUGCAGUGGGCGCCCUUACCCAAGCUUCUGAUGAAAAGCAGACAUGGCCACAGUGAGGCGUUUGAUCUGCAGGAUGCUGUUUCUUUUGUGCCUCUUCCUGGUGAGUUGCUGCACAGGUAUGUAUUUCCUGGAGCUUCAUGGAUGGUUCCUGUGUACAGAGGGACUCUGGUGGACACAGUCUUCUUCACCCACCCUGCCCAUGUCCCCGUCAUACUGGAGCUGCUUCGCCAUCAGAGCACCAUCAAUACUCUGUUAAAGACCUGUAUGACAGCCCACUCCGACAUGCUGGGUAACCUGCAGUCGUACAAAUUUUUUUUUUUUUUAUUCUGCUCAGUUUGCGACCUGCAGUUUGAAGUCCUUCCAGAGUCUGACACCAGUUUUUCCGUGACCUUCCAGCGACCUGAAACAGACUCCUUCAUUGUUUUGUUGGUGGAUGUGGUGGACUCUCACAGAUUUACCUGCACCGUGUUUGGAGCAGGAAUGAAGGAUACGACUAUGGAUGAGGAAAUCGGCUGCAUUUUAAAGAAGUCCAUGUCCAUUCCUUUGACCCUGAGGGUGCUGUGCAUUCAGUUGGAGCAGAUGAGCUCUGACCCACUUUGUCCUGACAGGUCAACCACCACCGAGGCGGUAAAUGACCUUCCGACCUCACGAAGCAUCUCAGUCACCGAGACAAACCGCGCUCUCACAACUGAAGAAACCGCGUUCUGUCAGAGUGGCUCUGAUCCAGAGUGCAGCUUCACAGGUUCUGGUUCAGGGUCAGACACCCAAUCAGAACUUCUUCCUGAUAUCAACACAAAUCCCCCUGUUAAUAUGUAA
Messenger RNA from Thalassophryne amazonica, 1401 nucleotides. RefSeq lists its product as uncharacterized. The transcript has 13 exons. Gene Ontology annotation, cellular component: mediator complex. Gene Ontology annotation, molecular function: nuclear vitamin D receptor binding; nuclear retinoic acid receptor binding; transcription coregulator activity. NCBI's taxonomy places the organism in Eukaryota, Metazoa, Chordata, Actinopteri, Batrachoidiformes, Batrachoididae. Gene Ontology annotation, biological process: cellular response to thyroid hormone stimulus; regulation of transcription by RNA polymerase II. The record is from RefSeq and is a predicted model, not a curated record. Bases 1 to 1401 code for a protein of 466 amino acids.